GUGCUGUUUGAGAUCAUCUGAGACUGCUACCCUCGGCCCCCGGCGCUGACGCUUGCUUCACCCCACGACCAGCAUCAGCGAGCGGCAGCUGCAGCGGCCGGAAUGCUUAGAGCUACGCUCACAGCCGCGUCCCGACGGUCAGGGGAGACGCUGGCUGCCGCCUGCCGAGGCACGCUGGGCCCCGCCGCCUGCGCCUGGGCACUGACCGGCGGCACUGCGGCAGCAGCAGCGGCAGACACAGACAGCAGAGGCAGCAGGUCGUAUGCGCACAGCAGCCGCCGGAGUUUAUCUGGCAGCCAGUGGGAGGUGCUGCGGAACCAGGGCUUUGCGGUUAACCCCUGCAACAGCAAGCUGCACCCGUCGGUGACGGAGGCGGGGAUAGAGCCGGAGAGUGAGGAGGAACUGUCGGUGCAGGAGGCUUACACCCCGGAGAGCACGUGCUGGGGAUGUGGCCCCGUGGCCAAGGACGGCCUGUUCCUGCGCAGCUACCGCAUCCCCGGUGGGUUGGAAGCUACCGCGCAGCUGGACCCCAAGUACUGCGCCUUCCCUGGCAUCAUCAACGGCGGCGUGGUGAGCGCGCUGUUUGACUGCCACGGCAACUGGACCGCCGCCAUCGCGCUGAUGGACAAGGCCGCGCUGCCCAAGCCACCGCUCACACUGACGUAUGAGAUGCUGGCCACCUUCAAGGAGGCCACCCCGCCCGACGAGCCCCUUAUCCUGCGCAGCCAGAUUGUGCGCAUCAAGGAGAGCGAGAGCCCCGGCAGCAAGGCCACCGUGCAGGUGGACAUGAACCUGUACCACUCACUGGGCGGCCACGAGAAGCUGCUGGCCUCCGCCACGGGCAUCUUCAAAAAGCUGGGCGCGCUGCGUGCGCUGUGAGGUGCUGACCUGGCGCCACCACCUCAGCGGCGGCAAGCAGCAGCAACCCAGCCCCGCAGCAGUCACCUUUACAUGUCCCUGCUAGCAAACCCUGCCAGCCCCAACGAAUGAUGGAGGCACGAUUCUCAUGCCCUGCUUCCCGCAGCCACCUGCGCCUGAAGGCGCAGGGGCGGGCCUCCUGCCCCAGGCGGCCACCGCGCUGUUUGCGCCUGUACUCUCCUCCUUUUCUUCUUCUUCCUCUCUGCUCAGCCUGCCGGUGCUGCCAUCCCCUCCUGCCAGCGUCGUUCACUCCCCAGAUGCAGAAUUCUCACUCCAUACCUCAAAAUCCCUUGCAC
Chlorella variabilis is the source of this 1214-nucleotide messenger RNA. RefSeq lists its product as hypothetical. The transcript has 6 exons. NCBI's taxonomy places the organism in Eukaryota, Viridiplantae, Chlorophyta, Trebouxiophyceae, Chlorellales, Chlorellaceae. The record is from RefSeq and is a predicted model, not a curated record. The coding region runs from base 103 to 879 and encodes 258 amino acids.